Effrenium voratum is the source of this 663-nucleotide messenger RNA. The record is from the annotation of a GenBank genome assembly. Lineage: Eukaryota; Dinophyceae; Suessiales; Symbiodiniaceae.
AUGGGUGAAGACGGAGCUGGAGCCGCUCUUUCUGGUCCAGAAGACCAGGAGGAGCCCCAGAUCGAGCUCUUGCCCGACUUCUGCCCCAUUGUCUUCAACCCGGCCAACCAGAUCAUUCAUCCUGCCAGGUAUUGGGCCAUGUUCCGAAACUGGAAGGGCCAGCCCCUAACGAAGGAGGAGGAGCCGCCGGAGUGGCUUUACCGUGACAUGGAUGAGACGGCAGGGCAGGUGUUGGAGGUGCUGGACGAGGAGCUCCAGGCCCUGAAGGAGGCCUUCUUUCAGGCCACCGGCUGCCAGGGGUGCAGCCACGUAAUACCGCUGGCUGCUCGGCUGCUGGAGCAAUACGGUGACCAGAUUGCGGACAAGUCCACCAUGGCCAAGAUGGUGGGCACUAACAAGGCCUACUCCAUGGCCAGGACCCCGGUGCUGCGCAGCAACCAGGGGGUUAUGCCGCACCCCACGCACCGGGUGGUCACUGACGACAUUGGCUGGGGAUUGUGCGUGCUGGUCUCCAUCUCCGAGCGAUUGGAGGCAAUGGGCAUGCGGACAAAUACCACCAUGAUGCGGAUGCUCAUCGAGUGGCACCAGAAGCUCAUGGGCAAGGAAUGUACCUCUACAACGGCCGGCUCCGUGGUCGGGACUGCGCGGAGCUGGUGCUUUUGA